Messenger RNA from Ogataea philodendri, 309 nucleotides. RefSeq lists its product as uncharacterized. The record is from RefSeq and is a predicted model, not a curated record. Bases 1 to 309 code for a protein of 102 amino acids. NCBI's taxonomy places the organism in Eukaryota, Fungi, Ascomycota, Pichiomycetes, Pichiales, Pichiaceae. The transcript has a single exon.
AUGGUCUCUCAACUUGGCCGAGGUGUUCCAGCCAGCAUGGCCGUCGAAAAUAGACCAGAAGUGCCAGUCUGUUUCAACACGGGCGUUGUUGUUCUCUCUAUCCUGAACGGGCACCUGGACGAUCUUCUCGCUUCUAUCGUCUUCAAUGGGGUUGUUACUUGGCAAUUGACAGAUAUCGUAUCUGACCACGCCUUUUCCGCGAUUGACAUUGUACGAUUCCUCAUACUGUCUCAAACGCUUGCUGACCUCGUCGUCGGUGAGCAAAUAGAUGCCCUGUUUGUUCUGUUGGGACGAGAUCCCGUCAAGUGA